This is a messenger RNA of Rotaria sordida, 1032 nucleotides long. NCBI's taxonomy places the organism in Eukaryota, Metazoa, Rotifera, Eurotatoria, Philodinida, Philodinidae. The record is from the annotation of a GenBank genome assembly.
AUGAAUCAGUUUAAAGCAUGUGGUUUACGACGUGAUGAUCAGUUUGAAGCUAUACCUUUAUUAUUAGAGGGCGAUGCUUAUUUAUGGUAUGCUGACAACAGUGAUGCUAUUUUCAACUUCGAAACAUUCAGUAAGUUAUUCCUUCAACAAUUCAAAUCAACGACAUCAUCACCAACAAAUUCUAUAGUAGGUACAGGCACAUUAGUGACCACAGUACCUGAUAAUUCAUCUACAUCACAUUUACAACGAACAGUAGCAGAUGAAAUCAUUAAACGACCGACAUAUUUUCGUGGUUCACAUGAUGAUGUAUAUGACCGGUUGGAUAAGUUGGAGCAACGAUUUACAAUGGCUCAAUGGAAUGAUGAAAAUAAAUUACAUUAUAUAUCAAUACACUUACAAGAUGAUGCAUAUCGGUGGUGGAUGCAAACAUCCUCAACAAUCAAGGCCUGGUCUUCGUUUAAAGAUGCAGUCACACGAGCUUUUGGAUCAACACGAGCACAAGAAUUAGCAUUCGAACAAUUAAAAUGGUAUAAACAAACAAUUAACCAAUCCAUUACACAAUAUUAUGACAAAAUUAUUGAAUUAUGUAAGAAAGUUGAUCCUGUGAUGCCUGAUUGUUUGAAAUUGAAAUAUUUAAUGGCUGGAAUUAAAGAAUCAUUGAAGACACAUGUUGCAUUACAAGAUCCUCAAACAACAGAAGCAUUUUUAUCAUCAGCAAAGAAGAUAGAAGAUGUAUUAUCACUCACCAAUACAAAUAAUGAAUUACUGGACAAUGAUAUUACCAUUAUUAAUGCAACUAGUUAUCAAAAUCAAUUACGUAAUCAAGUAACAUUCACACAAACAUCAAACAAUAAAUUUAAUCAAAAAAAUUCUGGCUAUGCAGACGCAACACAAACUCGUACAACUUCUAAUAAGAAUACAACAGCUGGAAAUGACGCAAAUCGACAAAAUAAAUUCUCAAAUUCUACAAGAUCAACACAGAAACUAGGUGUUUGUUACAAUUGUGGUACUCCUGGCCAUUAUGCCCGGGAU